Molecule: messenger RNA, 366 nt
Organism: Aspergillus novofumigatus IBT 16806
Lineage: Eukaryota; Fungi; Ascomycota; Eurotiomycetes; Eurotiales; Aspergillaceae
Exons: 2
Coding region: 1-366 (121 amino acids)
Source: RefSeq, a predicted model, not a curated record
AUGACUCAUCCGUCCGACAAUGUCCUUGGGGCUGCACUCAGAGCUGCAGCAAUGACGCUCAUUCUGUCUCUACAAGCAAUGCCAGAGCUGCGGGGGGUGCACAUUGCAAUCAUCGGUGGCUUAGCGGUCCAGCACUAUGUGGGAGACCGCCGGCGAACCUCGGAUGUGGAUGUUCUGCUUUUCAGCCCUGAUCAUUCUAUUGACACCCGAAGGAUCCGCAAGGAGCUGGUCUCUGGAUUCUCCCAUCUCUUUAUGGAGUGUGCCGACCCUAUGUUCUUCAAGUACAGGCAUGGGGACUUGACGCACUUGGUGCAGGUUGACCUCAUUCCUCAAUAUCUGGUACGUCUUGGUGCCGCGGUCAGAUAG